AAUAAUGAAAAAAAAAAUCUUGUCAAGUGGAGUGUUCGUAGGUAAGCCCGUGCGUUGUUUUUUUUGUCGUCUUCAAGGGGCUAACGUUGCUGCAAAGAAGCUGUUCGAAUUUAGUCGCUCCUGAGGAGGAAAUAUGGGGUGCUUCUUUUCUAAGAAAUCCAAACGAAAGUCAGCAGAAAAAGAAGAGCGUGCGCCGACAACGACGACUGUUGAAACUACGACUACAAAUAACGCGGUUCCCCUUGGCAACAACACUGACGAGCCACCGAAGCAGUACAGUUGGGAUAAGAGAGAAAAGGUUGACCCAAAGGACUACAUGCUCACGGGGCUCAAAGAUGUAACCGUGGGCCGCCUGCCAGGCAAACUCAACGGACAACAGUUUGUCAUCCAGGAGUGCGAGAACUGCAACAUCUACGUGUUCGACCACUCCGCUACCAUCACCAUCGACGACUGCGUCAACUGCCGCAUUGUUCUGGGGCCCAUAAAGGGAAGUGUGUUUUUCAGGGACUGCAAAGACAUCAAGUGCGUGGUGGCCUGCCAGCAGUUUCGAACGCGGGACUGCAAAAAGAUGGAGGUGUUCCUGUGCUGCGCCACGCAGCCCAUCAUCGAGUCGUCCACGGGCAUGAAGUUCGGCUGCUUCCAGUACUACUACCCCGAGCUGGCCUUCCACUUCAAGGACGCCGGACUGAGCAUAUUCAACAACAACUGGAGCAACAUACACGACUUCACCCCGGUGUCCGGCGAGACCAACUGGAGCUUGGUCCCGGAAGCCUCGGCCGUUCUGGAUUUUGUCCCGGCGCCUGACCCUGAGUCCGAGUUCAAGUCGGUUCGGGUGUCCGCUGACCCCGCGCGGAGCAUCGUCCCGCUGACAAAGGGAGGGCGGCGGAAGGACAGUGAGGAGUCCUGCCUCUUUGUCUUCUUUGCCGGGGAAUACACCACCGCAAACGCCCGCAAGCUGAUUGAUGAGGCCACCGCUAAAGGCUUUGUGCUGAUUCAAACAAAGGAGGUCUCCAUGCGGCCCGAGGAUGUGAAGAGAGUGUUUCAGAACAGUGCGGAUGAUCUUGUGGAGUGGAUCACAAAAGGUUCGGUUAUUGCCCUGGAGCUGAAUGGUGACGGAGUUGUGGAAGCCUGCAAGAACAUUGCCAGCGAGGUGUUCAGCACCACCAAGCUUUAUGUGUCGGACAACAAAAAUACGUCCUCUCGAGACGUCGACAACUUCUUCAACUUCGCUGACAUGCAAAUGGGCUUGACCGUACGCGUGGCUGGAAUUAAAGCGGACGACGAAACGUGGGCUGAAGGAUGUUACAGGAUGAAACGCCUCAGGUUGUCCAGCAGCAGUGAGAGUUCAGACAAUGAGAGUCCUUCGACCUCUUUCAGCUCCUCGAACAAGUAUGGCAGCACACCUGGAACGCCGGCCUCAAACCCAAAGAAGCCGGCCGAGGUGUUCAGAAAAGACCUGAUAAGCGCCAUGAAGCUGCCUGACUCCCACCAUGUCUCCCCCGAAGACUACUACUUGUUGGCAGACACCUGGAAGCAGGAGUGGGAGAAGGGGGUCCAGGUGCUGGCGAGCCCAGACACCAUCCCUGAGCCAUCGGUCAGAGUUAUCGUGGAGAGGUCCAAAGAAGUGCUUUACACACAGCAGAGGAAGUACAUCCAGUGUAUGAGCCAGGAGUCCACAGAACCGGGAUAUGUCAACAUCAAGGAGCUGGCGGAGGCCAUGUGCCGCUACGAUCUGGACGACAUGGACCUAUACUGGCUGUAUGUUCUCAACCAGGAGCUGGAGCGUAUGGGGGAGCAGCCCAUAGAUGAGCUGACAAUGGAGCGGGCGAUGGAAGCCCUGGAGAGCCAGUGCCACGACAACAUGAAGCACGCCAUCGAAACGGUGGAGGGUCUGGGGAUUGAAUACGACGAGGACGUCAUCUGCGACGUGUGCCGCUCCCCGGACAGCGAAGAAGGAAACGACAUGGUGUUCUGUGACAAGUGCAACAUCUGUGUUCACCAGGCUUGCUAUGGCAUUGUCAAAGUGCCUGUUGGAAACUGGCUGUGCAGGACCUGCGUCCUCGGUAUCGACCCGCAGUGCCUUCUGUGUCCCCAGAAGGGCGGUGCCAUGAAGGCCACGCGCGCCGGGACCAAGUGGGCUCAUGUAAGCUGUGCCCUGUGGAUACCAGAGUGUUCGGUGAAGAACUGCACCACCCCUUUCCACGUGACGUGUGCCUUUGAGCAUAGCCUGGAGAUGAAAACCAUCCUGGACGAGGGGGACGAAGUCAAGUUCAAGUCGUUCUGCCUCAAGCACAGCCAGAGCAAACCCGGCGAGGCCGGCCCGAGCCCGGCCCGCUCCAAGCCUGCCGGAGAUGCCGAGAAGGUGGGCCAGCGGGCGCAGAGACUGCAGGAGCUGGAGGAGGAGUUCUACUCUUUAAUCCAGCCGGAGGAGCUGGCCCGGGCCCUGGGGCUCUCCAAAGUCCUGGUGGACUUCAUCUAUCAGUACUGGAAGCUAAAGAGGAAAUCCAACUUCAACAAAGCCCUGCUGCCCCCUAAAGAGGAGGAGGAGAAUCUGGUGCCGCAGCCUCACGAGGACAGCAUCCACACACGCAUGCGGAUGUUCAUGCACCUGCGGCAGGAUUUGGAGCGGGUGAGGAACUUGUGUUACAUGGUGAGCCGGCGGGAGAAGCUGAAGCUGCUGCAGAGCAAAGCGCAGGAGCAGAUGUUCAACUUGCAUGUCAAGCUCAUCAACCAAGAGCUGUCAGCUGGCCACCCUGCCUCGUUCCCAGUUGACAACGUGCUGUUCCACCCUCCUCCGAAGAUCACGCUCAAACUCAAGAUGCCCAAAGCUCUGAGUCUCGGCAACGGAAACCCCAAUUCCAAAUCUGGGCACGGUCCCCUCUGCCCCGACCACAGCGGCAAUGUUGGGGGACCAGCGGCCGAAGGGCUGGGCAAAGGAAAGCCCCAGCUGAACAGCCGAGGCCUCCGAGAGGAGCGCGCCAACGGCCGACUGUCCUCCUCCGCCCACCCGGGCGGCGCGGCGCCGGCCACCAAGCCGGGCGGCAAACCGCUGGCUCUGCACGCCGUGCUCCACGGCCACGCCUCCAACAGCAACGGCAAACUGGACAAAGACCGAUCGCGUGCGGCCAAAGCCAACGGCGUGUUGGACAAGCUGGUGGCUCAGAAAGACGGUUCCUGCCAGACGCCCGGUGACCGGGACACUCCCAAGGAGGCGUUGGACAAGAGUAGCUUUCGCAAGUCUGCCAUGGAGCACUUUGGCAGGUCGUUCAAAGAGGCCACCAUUAACUUGGUACGGACAACAGACCAGCGGGCCUCGGAGAAAGUGUCCCGGAAGAGCUCAGCCAAAGAGAGAUUCUGGGCCAAGCCCGUGCCCGAACACAAAGCCAGAAGCGCGCGGUCCUACCAGGACAGCGACGGAUACUGCCCCGACCUGGAGCUCAGCGACUCCGAGCCGGAGGCCAAAGGGCGCCGCCGGCAGCAGGCCCGGCCGCCGCCGCCGCCGCCACAGCCCGGCGCCACAAAGAAAGGAAAGCAGUCCUCAAGCUCCAGGCACAACACGCAAAGGUGACGGGCCACCGCUCCACGUCGGACCCCACCCACCGCCGCCGCCAGGCUCUCCACAACAGCCCGGCCCAUUCCAGCCAAGUGGCGGGCCGGUUCUGGUAGCGCGCGUCUGCCAGGGAGCAGGCCGCAGCACCCAGGGUGCUGCGACACCAAACAGAGGACACGGGAACACCGAGGGGCUUCGGUUUUUAGGAGCGCCGCCCUGCCAGAGCGAGGCAGAAACGCCUUUUGGGAGAGAGAAGCAAAUCUGUCUUGUCAUUUGAGAUUAUCAUGCUUGCCUUCUAUCUGUGACCAAGUCGUGCUCCACAAUCAACGCCUGUUCCUCAAACUCAUUCAGGUUCAUAUGGACUUUUGACUAGAAUUGCAGUCUGUCAAGAGUUUGUUUUUAAUAGAGCCACAGAUGUUCCCACUUUUGUCACUAAGAUAAUAUUGUGCCCAGAAAUUCUAACAGACUUCACUAAUUUUUUUUUUUUAGUUCUUCAAGAUCUGCCUGUUUCUUCCACACUGGGUGUUACCGUUGACCCCUUUUUUGAACAGAUGAGCCAGGAAAAUGCUAAUAUUUUGACAUUUGUCAAGCUUAGUCUUCUUUUUUUUUUAUAUACACUACUGCCUUCUGUGAGUAGGAAUGCUUGUCUGUGAACUAUCUGAACGUGUUGCUGGUUCCAAUAAAAUGCAAUACAAUCACUACAUUUGUUUCUCAAUACGGGAAAAGGCACGGGGGGGUACAUUUAUUAUUAUUAAAUUGCUCUUCGGUAAAGUCAUCUGGAUGUGUAAAAGCAAUGGCUGAUCGUAGAUCAUCAUCUUAACUGGCUUUAUCAUGAAAGAUGAUUCAUUCUGAAUAAUAGUGGCGGAACCUUCGUCUUCCCAGUUUUCACUGGUAAUUGCGUCCCUGACUUAGUGCGAAUGGCUCAUUGAACUUGGAUACUUUGCCCUUCUAUUUUCCUGCACAAUGUUGUAUUUCACACGAUCUCCAAUAAAGCAAAACCCAACAUCGGAAUAAAAGGCAAUAAAAACUUCAGUGACUGAAGAAUGGUG
Molecule: messenger RNA, 4599 nt
Organism: Menidia menidia (Atlantic silverside)
Lineage: Eukaryota; Metazoa; Chordata; Actinopteri; Atheriniformes; Atherinopsidae
Source: the annotation of a GenBank genome assembly